This is a messenger RNA of Polypterus senegalus (gray bichir), 3154 nucleotides long. It is a transcript of the gene chpfa, whose product is annotated as chondroitin polymerizing factor a. Gene Ontology annotation, molecular function: glucuronosyl-N-acetylgalactosaminyl-proteoglycan 4-beta-N-acetylgalactosaminyltransferase activity. Bases 701 to 3004 code for a protein of 767 amino acids. NCBI's taxonomy places the organism in Eukaryota, Metazoa, Chordata, Cladistia, Polypteriformes, Polypteridae. The record is from RefSeq and is a predicted model, not a curated record. Gene Ontology annotation, cellular component: Golgi cisterna membrane. The transcript has 4 exons.
GUUACUGAAACUCUUAAUGCAACGCUUGCUCCUCCAGUAUUACUUGAAUCUGAGAGCAUCAACCGCCCGGAUUCCUUAAAAUGACGUAGCUCUAUGCAAAUAAGCAUCAUUCGCUCUACUUUGACGCCCUCUGGUGGGUAGGAUGUUGAUUCAGUUCAGAAUUACGUACGAAUUUGAAGGGAUACGUUCUUUUUUUAGAAAAAAAAAAACAGUUGAAAUCAAGGGUUUAGUAAACUUUAUGAGCCGUAUAAAGAAUGUGAGCGCCAUCCACGUCCUCUUGCUACACUUUUGAAUACCAACUCGAAGCAGUUCAGGAGUGGUGCGCGUGCACAUGAGUUUGCGCGCGACCUCGCCUUCGUUGUGCCCAAGUCGCUACUGUGUUGUGCGUUCGUGCCGUGAAAGGGUUAACGUCCCGUCCCUCAAGAGGAUUUUUUUCUGACGUUAAGACCUACAUGCAGGAGGUGGAGCUCACUGGGUGACACGUAAGAAUGUUACAGUAAGUCUAGAAGGAGUGCGACAGAGACUAGUGUUUUCUCAGUGCUGUGAAGUUUGAUUCUUCGAUUUUUUUCCCUACCACUUCAUACACAAAAAUCAUCAUCGGCAGGCUGCGUGCGUUUUCUCAAGACGUAGCCACGUGGGUGCUGGUAUCGUUGGUCUCCGAGCUUCACGGGAGUCAGUCGCUCGUCGCUUCUCUGUCAGAAUGAGAUUUUCCAUGCUGAUUUCGCUGCUCAGGCCGAUCGGGCCGGUGGUUAUCGGCAUCUCUCUCGGCUUUACCUUAAGCCUGCUGAGCGUAACCUGGGUAGAGGAGUCGUGCGAUUCCGACGUCAAAGGAGGGGACGAAGUGGCGGUGCCGCAGGAGGGCAAGCUGAAUGGAGCUCGUAAACCCAACUCGCUUUCUGGUGUUGACAACGGUGAUGCCGAGGAGCAAUUUGAGCCCAAGAUAGUGCCGUACAAACCGGGCCAGAAGCAGACAACGGCGAAGAAAGUAUUCAGGGCAAAAUAUAUCAGCACUGAACUAGGAAUACGGGAGAGACUUUUUGUUGGAGUCCUUACAUCCAAAAAUACCCUUAACACUAUGGCAGUGGCUGUAAACCGAACAAUUAGCCAUCAUUUAGAAAACGUUGUCUAUUUCACUGGAAUGCGGAACCGAAAAACCCCCCAUGGAAUGUUUGUGGUCACUCAUGGUGAUGAACGCCAUAUCUGGAACAUGUUCCAGACCAUUAAGUAUGUGCUUGAACACUACAUCAAUGAGUACGACUGGUUCUAUUUUCUUCAAGAUGAUACCUAUGUGGAGGCAGACCGCAUCAAAAUGCUAGUGGGGCAUUUAAGCAUUGAUGUGGAUCUCUACAUGGGCAAACCGGAGGAAUUCAUUGGAGGGGAGCUGGAAGGAAGGUAUUGCUAUGGUGGAUUUGGCUAUUUGCUGUCUAGGAUGCUUCUGCUUAAACUGCAGCCGUACCUUGAAAACUGUCGGAAUGACAUAGUGAGCGCCAGGCCAGAUGAAUGGCUAGGAAGAUGCAUCAUCGAUUACGGCAAUACAAACUGUGUAAAUGAACAUGAGGGAAUCCUCUACAAUCACUUUGAAAUGGGCAAAAAUUCAGAUCCAAGUAAAGAAGAUAAUUUGCAAUUUAAAAAUGCCUUUGCUGUUCACCCUGUGUUGGAUCCUGUACAAAUGUACAAAUUACAUAAGCGCUUUACUGAACUUGAAUUGCAGAAGACUUACAAUGAGAUUGAAAAACUUCAGGUGGAAAUAAAAAACAUCAGUGAGCUUGCCAUUGAUGGAAACAGAAGUGCCCAUUGGCCAAUUGGUAUUAAUCCGCCUUUCCAGCCAAAGAACCGUUUUGAAGUUCUUAGAUGGGACUAUUUUACUGAAGACUUAGUCUAUACCUGUACGGAUGGAUCUCCAAAAUGUGAGCUUCAGGGAAUUGACAAAGCAGAUGUGGCAGACAUUAUUGAAACAGCAAUGGGAGAGCUUAAUAAAAAAUACAAGCCCGUACUACAUCUUAAAAAGCAGCAGCUCUUAAAUGGCUACAGGCGCUUUGAUCCAACACGUGGCAUGGAGUAUACUUUGGAUCUUUUAAUUGAGGUGGUUAACCAGAAAGGGAGGAGCCGUUCCAUUACAAAGCGAGUUCAUCUCAUACGACCUUUAAGUAAUGUAGAGAUUAUUCCUAUGCCAUAUGUCACAGAAGCAACAAGAGUUCAUAUUGUGCUUCCAAUGACUGUACACGAUCGAGAUAAUGUUAACCAGUUUUUAGAAAUAUAUGCAGCCAAUUUUUUUGAAACCAGCGAAAAUGCUGUUCUGUCUUUCUUAUUUAUAUAUGAUUCUUUUGAAGCUCAACAAGUUAAUCAGAAUGAUAUUUUUGCAAACGUUAAAGCUAAAAUUACUUCUUACGAGCACAAGUACCCUGCAACGAAAAUACCCUGGAUAAGUGUCAAAACUGAAGCACCAUCACAGAUUAAGAUCAUGGACAUAAUCUCAAAGAAACAUCCUGUUGACACCUUGUUUUUCACAGCUAACGUCAAUACAAAUAUAAAUUCAGAGUUCCUUAAUCGCUGCAGAAUGAACACUAUUAACAACUGGCAGGUCUUCUUCCCAAUCCAUUUCCAAGACUACAACCCUGACAUUGCUUACCAUAACCAACAACGCCCCAUAACUAUUGACCUGGUGAAGGAUGCUGGUCAUUUUGACCGCAAUGUUUUUGAUGAAGCUUGUUUCUAUAAUGCUGAUUACAUGGCAGCAAGAACAAAAAUGUCUUCAGAUGUGCAAGAGAAUGAAGAGAUCUUGGAGAUUCUGGAUAUUUAUGAAAUGUUUAUCAAAUAUGCCACUCUUCACGUGUUUCGCGCAGUUGAACCUGCUUUACACUUGAAAUACCAACAGAAAGUGUGCAAUCCGAGACUAAGUGAAGAUAUUUACCACAGAUGUGUUCAAAGUAAUUUGGAGAGCCUUGGAUCCCGAUCUCACCUUGCAAUGCUGUUAUUUGAUCAAGAGCAGGGGAACAGUACUUGACCAAACUGAAGAGUAGAGCUGGCGUUUUCAGUAAUGAAUCAUAGGGUGUUUUUAAAGUUUUUUUUUUUUUUCCUCAUCCUUGAGUAAAGUUUACACUACAGAGCACCAGGACAGGACUGCUAUAUCCAUUUUAUCACAUUCUCUAUUCUU